GUGGGGACCGUGCGCCAUGUCGCGACUGAUCGUGAAGAACCUCCCGAAUGGGAUGAAGGAGGAGCGAUUCAGGCAGCUGUUUGCCGCCUUCGGCACGCUCACGGACUGCAGCCUGAAGUUCACCAAAGACGGCAAGUUCCGCAAGUUCGGCUUUAUCGGCUUCAAGUCCGAGGAGGAGGCCCAAACGGCACAGAACCAUUUCAACAAGAGUUUCAUUGACACAUCCCGGAUCAUAGUGGAGUUCUGCAAGGCAUUUGGGGACCCAACAAAGCCCCGAGCCUGGAGCAAACAUGCCCAGAAACCAAGCCAGUCCAAGCAGCCUUCAAAAGACUCUGUUCCCCUGGAAACUAAGAAAGAUAAUAAGAAGAAAAAGGUAGCAGGUGAACUGGAGAAGCUGAAGGAAGAUACCGAGUUCCAGGAGUUCCUGUCGGUUCACCAGAGGCGGACACAGGCAGCCACUUGGGCAAAUGAUGUCCUGGACACCGAGCCCUUGAAAGGGAAGAGCAAACCAGCUAAUGACUACCUGAACUUCGACUCUGAUUCAGGGCAGGAGAGUGAGGAGGAGGGAGCCGGGGAGGACUCAGAAGAGGAGGAUGGCCUUGAACCAAAGACAGCUGUGCAGAAGGAGCUGUCAGACAUGGAUUACCUGAAAUCCAAGAUGGUGAAGGCCGAGUUGUCCUCUUCCUCAGAGGAGGAGGAGGAGGAGAGCGAAGACGAAGCAGUGAACUGCGACAAAGGGAGUGAGGCUGAGGAAGAGGCUUCCUCCGCUGCCCCAGCCCCACAGGAGAGACAGAGCAGGGGGUGCGGCCAGGAGCACAGGGCCCCAUCUGGGAAUAAGAGACCACCCAGUGCCCAAGCCCAGACAGAGAAACCAGUGAACCAGAAGGAACCCACCACCCCUCACACUGUGAAGCUGCGGGGAGCCCCAUUCAGUGUCACAGAGAAGAAUGUUCUGGAAUUCCUAGCCCCCCUGAAACCAGUGGCUAUUCGAAUAGUGAGAAAUGCUCACGGGAACAAAACAGGGUACAUCUUUGUGGAUUUCAGCAGUGAAGAGGAGGUAAAGAAAGCUCUGAAAUGCAACAGGGAAUACAUGGGUAGCCGCUACAUCGAGGUGUUCAGGGAAAAGAAUGUCCCCAUGACCAAGGGGCCCCUGAAGAAUAGUGCCAAAGCCUGGGAAGGCCGGACACUCGGGGAGAAUGAAGAGGAGGAGGACCUGGCUGACUCUGGGAGGCUCUUCGUGCGAAACCUGCCCUACACCAGCACAGAGGAGGACCUGGAGAAGCUCUUCUCCAAAUAUGGUCCCCUAUCUGAACUCCACUACCCCAUUGACAGCCUGACCAAGAAGCCCAAGGGCUUUGCCUUUGCCACCUUCAUGUUCCCCGAGCAUGCUGUGCAGGCCUGCGCAGAAGUGGACGGGCAGGUGUUCCAGGGCAGGAUGCUCCACGUACUACCAUCCACCAUCAAGAAGGAAGCCAGUGAGGACCCUGAAGCCCCGGGAUCCUCAUCUUAUAAAAAGAAGAAAGAGGCCAAGGACAAAGCCAACAGCUCCAGCUCUCACAACUGGAAUACGCUGUUCAUGGGGCCGAAUGCCGUGGCUGAUGCCAUUGCACAGAAGUACAAUGCCACCAAGAGUCAAGUGUUUGACCACGUGAGUGAGGGACCUGUAUAUACAUGUAAUAUAUACAUACACACAUAUACAUACAUACACACACACUGCUUUUGUAUAAAAUACAAAAUAUCUGUAUUCAUCUCCCUGCAGGCUGCAGCAGAACGAAGCAAGACUGUGAUUCUGGUGAAGAACCUCCCAGCGGGCACCCUGGCAGCUGAGCUGCAGGAGAUCUUCAGCCGUUUUGGCAGCCUGGGCCGCGUGCUGCUGCCUGAGGGCGGCAUCACUGCCAUCGUGGAGUUCCUGGAACCCCUGGAGGCCCGCAAGGCCUUCAGAAACCUGGCCUAUUCCAAGUUCCACCAUGUCCCCCUGUAUCUGGAGUGGGCUCCAGUUGGUGUCUUCUCCAGCACUGCACCACAGAAGAAAGAGCCCCGAGACUCACCAGUGGAACCUGUGGAAAAGGACAAGGCAGAACCAGAAACUGUAUCAGACAGCAAGACACCAGAAGGUGAAAAGCCAACAGAAGGAGGAGCAGACAACUCUAUAGCAAAAGUGGAGGAGGAGGAGGAGGAGGAGGAGGAGGAGAGCCUCCCAGGGUGUACUCUGUUUAUCAAAAACCUCAACUUCGACACAACAGAGGAGACGCUGAAGGAAGUGUUUUCCAAAGUGGGAAUGGUGAAGAGCUGCUCUAUUUCCAAGAAGAAGAGCAAAGCAGGAGCACUGCUUUCCAUGGGGUUUGGAUUUGUGGAAUACAGGAAGCCAGAACAGGCCCAGAAAGCUCUCAAGCAGCUGCAGGGUCACGUCGUGGACAAUCACAAGCUGGAAGUGAGGAUCUCAGAACGAGCCACCAAGCCAGCCCUGACAUCCUUUCGCAAGAAACAAGUGCCCAGAAAGCAGACGACCUCCAAGAUCCUGGUGCGGAACAUCCCCUUCCAGGCUGACAGCCGGGAGAUCCGCGAGCUCUUCAGCACCUUUGGGGAGCUGAAGACAGUCCGCUUGCCAAAGAAGAUGACCGGGCCAGGCACACACAGAGGGUUCGGCUUCGUGGACUUCCUCACCAAGCAGGAUGCGAAGAGAGCCUUCAAUGCCCUUUGUCACAGCACCCACUUGUAUGGUCGCAGGCUGGUGCUGGAGUGGGCUGACUCCGAGGUGACCCUGCAAGCCCUGCGGCGGAAGACGGCUGAGCACUUCCACGAGCCCCUGAAGAAAAAGCGGUCUGUGGUGUUGGACGAGAUCCUGGAGCAGCUGGAAGACAGUGAAAACGACAGCGAGGAGCGAACCCUUCAGCUGUGAGCUGGCACCGAGGGGCUGCUGAACUAGGAGUCCCACUUGUGUCUGUCCAAGAGACUGUACCCAGCUCAGGACUUGGCCUGUGUCCUGUACCAUCCUCGUCAUGGGGGACCACAAGCACUGGUUUAGUCGUCCAGGGAAGCCUCCAAACAGCUCGCAAGCAUCAAGUUCCAAGGCCAGGCACAGGUCUCCCUAGUUGAGCUGAGCUGUGUCACUGAUGGCAGACGUGUUCCGCUCCUGGGCUGGGGGCCCUGUGAAAUGCAUCGUCCUCACUCCUGCCGGGCAGCAUCCCAAGGCUGCUCCAGCCUGAGAUGCAGCCUCCCCCGUGGGGAGAGCUGUGCCAGCACUAGCCAGAGGCCAAGAUGGGGGAGAGGAAGGAACAGAGCUACGGCUUGUCUGACCUUGAUCCGAAACCAGAUACACCCAUUCCCAGCUGUGUGGCCUUAGACAGAUGAUGUCCCCUCUGAGCCUCAGUUUUCCUUUCUAUAAAAUGGGGGUGAUAAUUGUGCCUAGCUCAGAUAGGUGGUGCUGGAAUUAAAGGAAUCAAUCCAAGUAAAGCUCAGAGAAAAUG
Galeopterus variegatus (Sunda flying lemur) is the source of this 3467-nucleotide messenger RNA. It is a transcript of the gene RBM19, whose product is annotated as RNA binding motif protein 19. Gene Ontology annotation, molecular function: RNA binding. Lineage: Eukaryota; Metazoa; Chordata; Mammalia; Dermoptera; Cynocephalidae. Bases 17 to 2899 code for a protein of 960 amino acids. The transcript has 24 exons. The record is from RefSeq and is a predicted model, not a curated record.